GAAGAAGUUGAUCAGUUGGGAGGCAGAAGUCUGUUCAGUCAGAUUGUUUUAAAUGAUUUGGGUCUUGUUUGUAUUUAGUAACACUGGCAUCAAGUUGGGGAACGAACAACCUGAUAAAACCUUACAGCUCAUCUGCUUGAGAUGCGCAGUGUAUUAUAAGCACACACAUGAGAUAAGUAUAGUUCCUUUAUCAAAAUGCAGGGAAGAUGGAACAUUACAAAGUAAUAAAAUAGCAAGAGGAGAAAACAACAAACUGGUCAUCUAAUUAUCAUAAAGAAUUUGAAAAAUAAUAAAAAGAACAACUUCUUUUUCAAAAAAGGCUUCUACUGACUGAUUGACAGUUGAUGCAGGAUUAAGACCUAGGUUUUCUCAAAUUUCAGUGUAGCUAGCAAAAAAAACUGUUCUGCAUUUUGGAAAUACCAUCACUUUAUUUUUGUACUGAAAGUACCAUAAGAAGAGUUUAGAAUUUAGCCCACAUUCAGGCUAUGAAGUUAAUAUUUUGUCUUCCAAAUCCAUUUUUACAUUCUGGUAAUAAUCCAGAUUCAUUUCUCAGAUGUGUUGCUUCUAGUCCCUGAUUUGGAAUGUGGAAAGAAAUGAUAAAAUCAAGGAAAUACUAGUCUUCAAGCAUGCCUAGCUUUUAGUUUAUCUCCCAAAGUGAAGAAUCCAUGUAAUUUCCAAAGCAGAAGGAUGACCAUUUCCAAAAAGAACUGAACAGCUAAAAGAGUAGGUCUGAGACUGAUCCUAUAGCUGUAGAAUUCUCUUUCACCUGGGAGAUAGACUGAAAUUUUUUAAAUGUUGAUAGUUUAUUUAGAUCUGUAGAGAGAUCUGGACUGUUUGUGAAAAUGCCUUGAAGUGGAUUUCAAAGAAUAUCAUAUGUUCAUUUUUUAUGUUGAUGCAUAUUUCUUCAAUGAAACCAGAGCUACUCUUUGUGAACUGUUUUUUCUCAAAUCAAGUCAUACAAGAACCCGAUCUUGCAAAUAUUUAAGCUGGUGAGGAGUGUUACUCAUUUGAAUAGUCCCAUUAAGCAAUUUACAUCAUGUUUAAAAUCUGUAUGAAGCAUGGUUAUAUCCUACCUUUUGGACUUGUCUGUGUAUCAGUGAUUUGUGAAGUGAUUCCUUAAUUCAUUUCUGCAACAGAGCUGUCUCAUUACUACAUUACAGACAAAAACUAUGUUAAGGACCGAUACUCCUCCAAGUGAUAGGUAAACAUUAUUCUCCCAUUAACAGAUUUACCACUAUACCUCCAAUUCUCUGGCUAGUUAAUCGGAAAGUGGACAAAAUUCAGUAAAUGGCCAAGAAAUAAACAGCAAUUGGAUUAUUGUAUCUUUCAUAUUUUCCCCAGUAAAUAAACACAGAGGCAGUAAGUAAAUAAUUAUAAUUUAGUUAAAAUCCCAUCUGAUGUUGUUGUAAGCAGAACUAAAACUUCAUCACUCUGUAGCACCUUACCAUGCAGCAGCCUGCUGAAGGGCCGGAGGACAGCUGCCCCGUUUAUGAAUCCUUACCUCAAAACGAUCAGUAUCAGCUCUGUGGAAACCAGUGGUCUAUACCUCGAUGUGAAAGAGUGAAGAAUGUGGCCCAUUAUUUAGACCCAAUUGCUUUCUGCCAAUUAUGCUGUGACACUCUAGGGGUAGAAGUUAUUAACCCUACAGGUAGAGCAGCUUUGUGUUGAAGGAGUUUCUGUUGUAUAAAUUCCAUAGUGAAGGCAGAUUGGUAGGUGGUGGGGAGGCAUGACCCAGAGGAGCCAGGGCACUGUAAUUAAGUAGGUAGGUUUGACAAUAGCUAUGUGGCUUCCCUCUUCCACCUCCCUCCUCCAUAUAUAUUAAAAAAAAAAAAAAAAAACAAAACAAAAAAAAAAAAAAAAACACUCUUUUGUACCUCAUGUUCUCCCUUCCCUGCUCUCUGGGCCACAUUCAUCUCUCACCAUUGCCUUCAAUCUCUUUCCCAAACAUGCUGGAGAUCCAGCUCUUUUUCUUUGCACCCUAGAACUGCACUCAGUAUUGGAUCUGAAGUUGUCUCUCUCAAACAUCUGCUUGACUAAAUGUCUCUUUCAGCUUCAGGUGUGGAGAGAAAGCUACCAGCAAAGCAGGGAAGGAUGGGGCAAAGUCAAAUCUAUUGCUACAAUAAAGAGCUAUAGAACUAUACAUUGCAGUUUAAGAACUUGGCUGCAUAUUCAAGAUUUAAAAAGAAAAUCCCUCAUACUUCUGCAAUCUGACUAUUGAAAGAUGUAUCAGUUCCAGACUCAAAAUAACUUAGAGUUCCAGACUCUUUUAUUUGCUUAGGUACCAAAGCUGGAGUGAAAAAACACAUACUGUUUCUACAGUUGGAAGCAAGCUACGUUGGAAAAGGAAAUGUUAUAUGCUUUGAAACAUUCGCAAUGGAGACCUUAUUUGAAAGCAACCUAGCAUUCAAACAGCCCUUCCAAAAGUUAGACGAAUUUUGAGGAGAUUUUAAAACACAAAGCUUGGAAAUAAAUCAUGGAUCCUAAGACUGAGGAGAAAAGAAAGCAGCACCAUAGCUUGACUUUACUGGAACAAGUAACAAGAAUGAAAGACGCAGCAGAGAUAAUUGAUGUUGUUCUAGUUGCAGAAGGCGAGAAAUUCCCUUGCCAUAAGGUGGUGCUGGCUGCAUUCAGUCCGUACUUCAAAGCCAUGUUUACCUGUGGCUUGGUUGAAUGCACCCAAAGAGAAGUAAUAUUAUAUGACAUUUCUGCGGAGAGUGUGUCCAUAAUACUCAAUUACAUGUACAGUGCAGAUUUACACCUCACUAAUCAGAAUGUGCAGACUGUUGCGGUUGCUGCGUAUUUCAUGCAGAUGGAAGAUGUCUUUAGUAUAUGUCAGAAGUACAUGAUGGACCAUAUGGAUGCUUCAAAUUGUGUGGGGAUUUACUACUUUGCAAAGCACAUUGGAGCAGAAGAUCUAUCUGAUCAAGCAGGGAAAUACUUAUAUCAGCAUUUUGCAGAGGUGAGCUUACAGGAAGAAAUAUUAGAGAUUGAAGUCCAGCAACUGUUGACACUUAUAAAAUCAGAUGAUCUGAAUGUUUCCAGGGAGGAGAGCAUUCUGGACCUUGUCAUUAGAUGGGUUAAUCACAGCAGAAAAUCACGUGUGGUACACCUUAUUGAGCUCCUGAAGCAAGUGAGACUGGUACUUGUCAGCCCUUCUUUUUUAGUGGAAGCCCGGAAAAGGAACACAAUGAUCCUGUACAACUCAGAAUGCAAUGAUAUGUUUGAGGAAGCAUUAGAAACCAUCAGGAUAUCCAGACUGCCUUCUCUCAGUCUGCGAUACGGCAUGGAGACUACCGAUCUUUUACUCUGCAUUGGCAACAAUUCUCUGGGCAUUAGAUCAAGACAUGGUAGCUAUGCAGAUGCCAGUUUCUGUUACGCUCCAGCAACACAGAAGACUUACUUCAUUUCCUCUCCAAAGUAUGGAGAGGGUUUAGGUUGUGUUUGCACUGGUGUUGUCACUGAGAAUAACGAUAUUAUUGUGGCAGGAGAAGCAAGCGCCGUCAAAAUGUCUAGACAAAAGACCAAGAACAUCGAAAUUUAUAGAUACCACCGGCAAGGAAACCAGUGUUGGCGCAGUCUGUGCACCACUCAGUUCCGUGAACUCUAUGCACUAGGCACUAUCCAUAACGAUCUCUAUGUAAUAGGAGGGCAAAUGAAAAUGAAAAAUCGCUAUCUGGUCACAAACUGUGUGGAGAAGUAUUCCAUGGAGCAAGAUACCUGGAGAAGCAUAGCACCUCUUCCCUUGCCACUAGCCUGCCAUGUGGUGGUAACGGUGAAGAAUAAGCUCUACGUGAUGGGUGGCUGGACACCACAGAUGGAUCUGCCUGACGAUGAGCCGGAUCGAUUAAGUAACAGAAUGUUUCGGUAUGACCCGGGCCAAGACAAAUGGACAGAGCGUGCACCAAUGAAGUUCUCCAAAUAUCGCUUCAGCACAGCUGUAGUCAACAGUGAGAUUUAUGUCUUGGAAAGAACACCACUUGUUUCAGAACACUAGCAAACAUCUCAGAAAACCAAGACAAGCAAGGGAUUUUUAUGAAGAGAAAAUGAUUAUAUAAGGCAGGAAAGCAUGGAUGGAAAGAAAGGCAUUGUAAGUAUUGGGCAUGAUAUAGAGAAACCAUUGAAGAGGCAUCUUGGAAGGAGAAUAGGAACCAGGAAGGUGACUAAGAAUGAGAGGAUUACAGCUAGGAGUAUGACUGGAAGGUGCUUACAAAGGUAGGAGAGAAGUUUGUAUGACCAGCUAAUCCACAGAUGGGCUGUGGGUAACCCACACUCUUCCAUGCUCAGGGUCCUGAGGGCAUGAACAAGGUGGCAAUUACAUCGGCACCUUUUAAUCCCUGCUGCUUCAAAUUACUCCUUUCAAGCUUAUCAAAGUGGGCACAAUAAAUAUGGUCUUAUCAAAUUAAUAUAUUUUUUAUUUUAGAGAUGUUUUUGCUUUGUCUGGGGUGUUAUUUACCAUGGAUAAUGGAGAGUGUGUUCCUGACAUGUAACACAGAAGGCAUUUUGCAGAAGGCUUCCUGGAGAUGUGCAUCUACGAAAGGUGUCUUUGGAGGAGCAGAAGGGGAAGAUGGUUUUAAUACGGCAUUUGUCUUCUUUUAGAGAUGCUUCUUUCUCUACAGUGGCUUGAGCCAGACCCACAGGCACAGCCAGGAGAAAGAGUGAAAGAGGCACACAUGCAAAAGAGAGUUUCACAAACAGAAAAUUAUUGUCAAUAGUUACUAACAGGUGAAGUAUGCAGUUCAAUAAGGCAAGUGCUGGCUACUUAGGUUCCAAGGCGCUCUGAAAAUGUGGAGGUUUAAUACUCUUUAGAAGGUUAAAUAUAUACCUUAUUUAUUUAUACAGAUAAUGAUGCUGUAACUGGGAAGCAGAAGCAGCAGUAACAGUUGGGAAGAGAAAAGCUCUAUUCAUGCAUUUCAGUAACAAGCAUUCUGAGAUCAAGACCAAGAAUUCUGUGAUGACACAAAGGAGUCAGGGAGAAAAAAAGGACCUGUCUUCGGACGCUUGUGAUAAAACAGGCUGACAGCUGUUUUCACAGUAACUCUGAUACUGAAACAUGGAAAAGCAGUGGCUAAUAAGGAAACUGCAUCCAUUUUCUUCCCUCAAAAUCCCACAGAGCAAGAAGCAUAUCUGAAUGAAUACAAUAGUGAAAUGUAUAGAUUGUACACAAAGCAUAGUUUUAGUCUGAGAAGUGAUUAUUAAAAUGGCAUUAAGGAGUUCCAAGUGUAUGUGUCUCUUAGAGACUUUCACGUGAGUUUCACUAACAUAAAAAGCAUCAUUUUACUACGUAUAGUUGCCAAACUGAAUAUUAACUUGAAUUCUUUCUUAUAUGCCAUUAACUACCAAUACUAAUUUUUUGGUGGGAAGAUCUUUUUUAACAAUUUUAUUGGCAGAUAGGCUGGAAUAUAAUCUAAUUCUGUUUCCCAUCACCUUGUUGGUUCACAUACCUUUCCAUGAGCAAUCCUUACUCGAGCAGUCCUAGGGGAAUAAACGCAGUUAAUCCUGUGAUUAACAAUCUGCUGCACUGGACCCUUUGCUCUUGUCACUAAAUAUGACUAAGCAUAUGCAAGAGUAGUGUCUGAUCUUACCUUUAAUAGUGUAAAUUUGGGUAAUUCUGCUGUAAUGAACAGACCUGCUUAUAAUUUAUACCAAAGAUAACUGAACUCACAAGCUGCUCCAGGGAGCAGAUUUUUGAGAAAGAUUGUGCUAUUUUUAUGAUGGCAUUUCUGAAUGUGCCUCUGUUCUAAUGCUAUGUCCACUGCAAGGUGUAACUGCAGCAAACGUAGACUGAGUUAACUUCAGGUAGCAUGAGUAUUGAUUGUGGGAAGACAUUUUACAUAGGCUACAACACUAGGCUCCUUUUACAAACUCCUGAUUGUCUAUUUUCAGAAAAUUUGUGAGGAUUUUCAUAUCUGUAAAUCUGUAAAAUUUGGUUGAAACUCACCAAUAGGCUCAAAAGCUAUUAGAGGGCAGACAAAAUAAUGCAAACAGAUACAGAUCACACACGUACCAAGCGCAAGUGUGUAAUUCUUGUUUCCUUAGGAAAUCAUAUAAAAUUAGAGCUAAUUUUUAAAUCAAAAAUCAAAGCUUAUACAGAGCCAAAAAUGAUUUGUCAAAAAAUUCUACCUUUGAAUAUGCUGUUUUAAAUCCACCCUUAACUGCAUGGGUGGAACUAAGAAGAUUUAAGUAUUGAAAUUGAGAAGACAAUUUGGGUGGGAAAUUUUAACCAGCAUCAACUGAAAAUUCUAUAGAGGAGACUCUAAAGCAUUUUCAAAUACCUCUUAUAAUGAUGAAGCAAUUUUCAAAAGAAUUCUGUCUGGAAACAGCUUUACAGUCACUGAUACUGGCAUCUCAUUCUGCUGGUAUCACACAUGGUCUCAUCUCCAGCUGUAAACUCACACAUGCCAACUGUAAUUAAAAUCUUACACAGAAAAGAUGCAUUUCAUGCUUUAUUCAUGGUGACAA
Messenger RNA from Rhea pennata, 6459 nucleotides. RefSeq names its product kelch repeat and BTB domain containing 12 (gene KBTBD12). The record is from RefSeq and is a predicted model, not a curated record. The coding region runs from base 2474 to 3994 and encodes 506 amino acids. NCBI's taxonomy places the organism in Eukaryota, Metazoa, Chordata, Aves, Rheiformes, Rheidae. Gene Ontology annotation, molecular function: protein binding. The transcript is spliced from 5 exons.